GGGGGUAGGCAACGCCGCUGGUGUCGAGGCUAAGUCGCCACGUCCGUGCGUGGCACCGGGCGAGCCCCGAUUUGUUUCCGUUAUUACUGUGAGGCUUCUUCGUGGUGCAGCAUCGGUACGCUGGACUCGUUUUGUAUCGUUCCCACAAAUACGUGUUCGUUAGUUAUUGAAGCGAUCGCAGAUCACAUUAACGUUCAGAAUGAGCACCCGAGUAUUCGUUGGUGGAUUAACAUACCGGGUGAGAGAGCGCGACCUUGAGAAGUUCUUCCGGAAAUAUGGUAGAAUCAAGGAGGUCGCUAUGAAGAAUGGAUUUGCCUUUGUGGUAAGUCUAAUGUGGUUCCAUUGUUUUUUUUUACAGUAUGGUAGGGACAAGAGUCUAUGUCGGUGGGCUUCCAUACGGCACCAGGGAAAGAGACCUUGAGAGAUUUUUCAGAGGCUACGGUCGAUUCCGUGAUGUUCUCAUCAAGAAUGGUUACGGCUUUGUCGAAUUUGACGACUAUAGGGAUGCCGACGAUGCCGUAUACGAACUGAAUGGCAAAGAACUUCUAGGAGAAAGAAUUACUGUAGAGAGGGCUCGGGGGACACCUAGGGGUAGUGACCAGUGGCGCUAUGGUGACUCCCGUGGUGGUUAUGGGGACUCGAGGCGAUCUGCCCGAGACGAUAUGCGGCACGACAGAGAUAGUGUGAACAGAAACACGAGGACUGCAUCUAGCUACAAGCAAUCAUUGCCCAGAUACGGACCACCGACUCGCACCGAGUACCGCCUUACUGUGGAAAAUCUGUCAAGUCGCGUCAGCUGGCAGGAUUUGAAGGAUUACAUGAGACAAGCUGGUGAAGUAACGUACGCGGAUGCCCAUAAACAACGUAGAAACGAAGGAGUCGUCGAAUUUGCUACCUACUCGGAUUUGAAGAAUGCUAUUGACAAGUUGGAUGAUACGGAAUUGAACGGUCGCAGAAUUAGGCUCAUUGAAGAUAAGAGACGCGGCCGCCGUUCUCGAUCCUCCAGCUCUAGAUCACGUUCUCGUUCCCGUUCACGCUCCCGCCGUCGUUCGCGCUCCCGCUCAAGGUAUAAUCGUCGUUCUCGAUCCCGAUCAAGGAGUCGCCGCAGCUCUCGCAGCCGCAGCCGUCGUAGCAGCCGUUCCAAGUCAAGAGCACACUCGAAAUCCAAAUCCAAAUCUAAAUCCAAAUCCCCCGAACGCAGCCGCUCACGCUCAAAGUCCAAAUCAAGAGACCGCUCAAAGUCGAAAUCUAAGUCAAAGUCCAAAUCCAGAUCUCGUUCUAGGUCCAAGGCUGAGAGGUCAAAGUCCAGGUCGCAGUCCAAAUCCAAAGCCAAGUCUCCCUCAAAGGAUAGAUCGAGCCGCGAACGCUCCAGGGGUGACAGAUCCAGAUCUCGCUCGGGCAGCAAACACAGCAAGAGCCGUAGCCACUCUCGUUCGCCGAUGAAUGGCGACAAAUCUCCCGAGAGUGGCAAACAGAAAGCUGACUGAAUCGGAUGGGACUAAUGAUAUGAAAAGAUUACUGACUUACUUUCUUUCUUUUCUUUUUUUUUUUUAUAUCGAACUGCAGUCGAGAAACCGAUCCUUUUCUCAUGCCUUAGGAGAACCGUGAUUAUUAAUUGUAAUAAUAAAAUUUUACAUCUCUCAUGUCUGUAUGUUGUGUCGAAGCUUUUGAAAUUCCAAUAUUUGCGGAAUGAGUAACCGGGACUCUCUUACACAUUGCAGCUAUAUGUAGAAUUCUUCAUCAGUUUUGGUUUCCGAGUUGAGGCCUCGCGUUUUGUCAUUUUCGCUUCGUGAACGUUUCAUUCCACCUCGUCACAAGACGAGAAGUAAUUUGAUAUAUAUUUUUUUUUACAUCGGUAUUAUAUGCUGAUGAUUGUCGGAGAGUAAGGAAAAAAAAAUAUCAAUUCGAAAACCAUGACUGAUAAGUAGUGACCAACUGUGAGGCAAAAGCCUCCAAUUUUUCACGAUCUAUUACGUUACUGUGGACUUUUUAAUAAUUUGUAUUCAAGGCAAAUCUGGUCUCUGUAACUAAUGGCUAAUAAGUUAUAAGUUUGCUGACCGUUCAUGCUUUUUGUAUAUCAAAUUUGUUUCUCUAAAAGUACACACAAUUCAUAAUUUGUGUAUUCAGCAGAUGACGGAUGCUUUAUUCGUGCCUCUGACUACGCAUUUUUAAUGUAUCGUCGUAUAACAGAGUCUCUUUAAUGGCUUUCUGUAUAUAUUCCUAAUGAUUACGUUACAAUAAAAAGGUACGUGAUGUGUAUUUAAUGGUAAGAGGUAUCUAAUUGUCAAUAAAAGUUCAUGUCGAAGCAAAC
Molecule: messenger RNA, 2311 nt
Organism: Ooceraea biroi (clonal raider ant)
Lineage: Eukaryota; Metazoa; Arthropoda; Insecta; Hymenoptera; Formicidae
Gene: B52
Product: serine and arginine rich splicing factor B52
Cellular component (GO): cytoplasm; nucleus
Molecular function (GO): mRNA binding
Source: RefSeq, a predicted model, not a curated record